CCUAGAAAGAAGAAACUAUAAAGGCCCUAUACAGUUUCUGGGCUCGUCUCCCGCGCCGAUUUACCAUCGAAAGUAGUCAUGGAAACCGCCGAUUCACCGCCGGAUUGUGCCGAUAAUGUUGUCUCCGACGAGCAAGCCACCGAAUCAAACAACAAUGUGCCUGACAAUGGCCAUUCUUCGCCUCCCCAGACGACAUCCGAGCCUGCCGUUUCAGAUUCUCAGCCGGAGCAGGUUCCGGCGCCCGAACAGCAGCUCCCCGCCGGUCCACCUCCAGUCAAAAGGCGACGCCGUCGGAAGAGAUUCUUCACGGAUAUGAUUUCCACUGCUCCAUCGGCUGCUGCUGUCUCCGGGCUGCGUGUACGCCGCCCCAACCCUAAACCCUCCGCCGGGUACGCGUACUCCGAGACCGACUUCGCCGCCGGCGAGGAGGACCUUUCGAAGAAUCCUCACCGCCGGAAGAGAGUGUCCGACCUGGCUAAGGAGGUGGACAUCGAAGCCCUAAUUGCUAUCUCCGUAGGGUUUCCAGUGGACUCACUCACCGAAGAGGAAAUUGAGGCCAAUGUGGUGUCCCAGAUCGGCGGCGACGAGCAAGCCAAUUACAUCGUCGUCCGCAACCACAUUCUCGCGCGGUGGCGCUCCAAUGUCUCCGUUUGGCUCACUAAGGACCACGCCUUGGAGUCAAUUCGAGCCGAACACAAAAACCUCGUCAAUUCCGCCUACAAUUUCCUCCUCCACCAUGGCUACAUCAACUUCGGCCUCGCUCCGGCGAUCAAAGAAGCCAAAUUAAAGCCGCCGGAGGGCGUCUCGAAGGGUACGGUGAUCGUUGUUGGCGCAGGGCUCUCCGGUUUAGUUGCUGCGAGGCAAUUGAUUUUUCUAGGGUUUACAGUUGUGGUCCUGGAAGGAAGAGCCAGGCCUGGAGGCAGAGUGAGAUCAAAGAAAAUGAGUGGUGGUAACAAUGGAGUAAUCGCAGCCGCUGAUUUAGGCGGGAGUGUGCUCACCGGAAUCAAUGGCAAUCCAUUGGGAGUUUUAGCAAGACAGCUUGGCCUUCCACUUCACAAGGUCAGGGAUAUUUGCCCUCUCUAUUUGCCUAAUGGUAAAACUGUGAAUUCCGAUAUUGAUUCCAAGGUUGAAACUUCAUUCAAUAAACUGCUAGAUAGAGUUUGUAAGCUCAGGCAAGCAAUGAUGAUAGAGGUUAAGUCGAUUGAUGUUUCUUUAGGCACUGCAUUAGAGACAUUUAGGAGUGUGUAUAAAGUGGCAGAGGAUCCCCAGGAGCGAAUGUUGUUGGAUUGGCAUUUGGCCAAUUUGGAGUAUGCAAACGCUUCGUUGAUGUCUGAACUAUCCAUGGCUUUUUGGGAUCAAGACGAUCCUUAUGAAAUGGGCGGGGAUCAUUGUUUUAUUCCGGGUGGGAAUGAGAGGCUAGUGAGGGCGUUAGCUGAGGACCUUCCCAUAUUUUAUAACCGAACAGUGGAGAGUAUUAGGUAUGGCGUUGAUGGGGUUUUAGUUUACGCUGGGAGUCAGGAGUAUCGUGCAGAUAUGGUUCUUUGUACUGUGCCAUUGGGAGUGCUUAAGAAAGGUGCCAUUGAAUUCGUGCCUGACCUUCCUAAGCAGAAGAAAGAUGCGAUUGCAAGAUUGGGGUUUGGCUUGUUGAAUAAAGUUGCAAUCUUGUUCCCGUAUGACUUUUGGGGCGGGGAGAUUGAUACAUUUGGCCACCUUACUGAGGACUCGAGCAUGAGGGGUGAAUUCUUCCUCUUUUAUAGUUAUUCUGCAGUCUCAGGGGGUCCACUUCUUGUGGCUCUCGUAGCUGGGGAAGCAGCGAUAAGAUUUGAAAAGAUGUCUCCACUGGAAGCUGUUGGGAGGGUUUUAGAAAUUUUGAAAGGCAUAUUCAGUCCAAAAGGGAUAGCGGUUCCAGAUCCACUCCAGGCAGUUUGUACUCGGUGGGGGCAAGAUCAGUUCACUUAUGGCUCAUAUUCUUAUGUUGCAAUCGGAGCUGCAGGGGAUGAUUACGAUAUUCUUGCUGAAAGUGUUGCAGACCGAGUCUUCUUCGCAGGAGAAGCAACGAACAGGCAAUACCCUGCAACAAUGCACGGGGCUUUUCUCAGUGGAAUGAGAGAGGCCGCGCAUAUCCUGAGAGUUGCUAACAGAAACUCCAUAGCCACCGCAGAAAAAGCAAACAAUCCCACCCAGGAAACCAAGGACAUCAACAGACUAUUCGAGAACCCAGACCUUAGAUUUAGUCGCUUCUCAGUUCUGUAUGAUCCAACAUCACCUGAACUUGAGUCUAAUUCUUUACUUCGUGUGUCAUUUGAACUGGAUAAAAUCGAUCCUGACAGCCCCCUGUAUCUAUAUGCCUUGAUCCCCAGAAAGCAGGCUGUUGAGCUAAGUGAAGUGGAAGGCGAUACAAACAGGAUACAGAAGUUAACUCUUGAUUUCGGCAUAAAGUUGUGUGGUUGGAGAAGAAUAUGCUCCGAUGAUGAAUCUCUGGUGAAUUCCAUUUUUUCCAGUAGAUCUCAGUGUGAGUAAAUGGAUUGUAUUAGCUAGUUCAAUAAUUAGUAAAAUUCUUCAAAUCUCUGUUCUCUGAUUCCUGAAACUGAAGCUAGGCAUUAUGCUGUAUAGUUGUUGUGAUCAAAAUCUUAAUCAGGGACCUUAACUCCUAUUCUCAGUGAUUACAAUGGACGGACAAAUAUGAAUGUUUUCCCAUA
Molecule: messenger RNA, 2699 nt
Organism: Ipomoea triloba (trilobed morning glory)
Lineage: Eukaryota; Viridiplantae; Streptophyta; Magnoliopsida; Solanales; Convolvulaceae
Product: lysine-specific histone demethylase 1 homolog 1
Exons: 1
Coding region: 79-2520 (813 amino acids)
Cellular component (GO): nucleus
Molecular function (GO): oxidoreductase activity; protein binding
Source: RefSeq, a predicted model, not a curated record